AUGAUUACCGAGAUCACUACGAUGGCCGCUUUUUCCAAUUUUCCGACCGUACGGCUAGCGUGCGGAAGAGUGUUGGAGGAAUGCUUAUCUCUAAACAAUCGGGAAUAUGUAGUCAACAAGGGAUACUUGAAGAAGUUGGUUGCGACUGCCGAGAAGCUCAACAAGAAUCCAGAACAGCAACGCAUGUCGCUGUCCAUUAUGGAAAGCCUCUUCAAACACUCUACCGCCACCACCUACAGGCUGAUCGAAUAUGGUGUUUUGGAUCAUAUUCUGCUAACGUGUAAACGAGCUACCGAUACACCGAUAACUUUACGGCAUGCAGCACUUGCGCUUGCCAAUUUAUCACUGUACAGCUUGCUGUUCAGGCUGAUCGAAUAUGGUGUUUUGGAUCAUAUUUUGCUAACGUGUAAACGAGCUACCGAUACACCGAUAACUCUUCGGCAUGCAGCACUUGCGCUUGCCAAUUUAUCACUGUACAGCUGUUCAGAAGCGAAGAAAAAGAUCAUCCAGAAAAAGGUGCCGGACUGGUUAUUCCUGCUCGCGUCACAGCCGGACGAUAUCACACGUUACUAUGCCUGCCUGGCAAUUUGCAUGCUUGGCAGCACAAAGGAAAUGGAGGCGGCAGUAAACAAAUCCGGCACCCUGGCCCUGGUCGAGCCGUUCCUUCUGGCCCAUCAAGCAACUACUUUUGCCAGUGACCAUUACAAGCACUCACAAGGACGCCCAAAGGAAUGGCUCGAGAGGUACUUCUUUUUUCCUAAAAAUGUAUUGUUUUAUCGACAUUAUUCGGUUCGUCUGGGCAAUUGA
This is a messenger RNA of Gongylonema pulchrum, 807 nucleotides long. The record is from the annotation of a GenBank genome assembly. Lineage: Eukaryota; Metazoa; Nematoda; Chromadorea; Rhabditida; Gongylonematidae.